CGGUGCCCGCAGUCUUGCCAGACGACUCGGUGCCCGCAGUCUUGCCAGACGACUCGGUGCCCACUGUCGUGCCUGGUGACUCGGUGCCCGCCGCUUCGCCUGGGGGUCCGGCGCCCGCCGCUCCGCCUGAGGGCCCGAGACCUGCCGCUCCAUCUAGGGGUCCGGCGCCCGCCGCUCCGCCCGAGGGCCCGACGCCCGUCGCCCCGCCCGGGGGCCCGACGCCCGCCGCCCCCGCCCGGGGGCCCGACGCCCGCCGCCCCGCCCGGGGGCCCGACGCCCGCCGCCCCGCCCGGGGGCCCGACGCCCGCCGCCCCGCCCGGGGGCCCGACGCCCGCCGCCCCGCCCGGGGGCCCGACGCCCGCCGCCCCGCCCGGGGGCCCGACGCCCGCCGCCCCGCCCGGGGGCCCGGUGCCUGCCUCUUCGCCUGGUAAUCCGAUGGGCCUCUGCCGGGAGUCCAGCCCGAUGGGCCUCUGCCGGGAGUCCAGCCCGGCCGCUCCUUGAGGGGG
Messenger RNA from Staurois parvus, 506 nucleotides. The record is from the annotation of a GenBank genome assembly. NCBI's taxonomy places the organism in Eukaryota, Metazoa, Chordata, Amphibia, Anura, Ranidae.